UGCCUUUCUGGCACAUCCUUUCUAUAAUAUUGGUCUUUACUAAAACUGUGUCCAAAUUCAUAGGCUCUGGUCAAAUAAACAGCGUACUGGCCCCUGUUUUUCAUAUGCCAAUAAACCACGGAUACCAUUUACAACCAUUCUAUUCUCUCCAAUCCUAACCACUUUUUUCCUCUAUUUAUUUGCACUCAUAAGAUUCAAGUCAUUCAACCAAAAAAAAUGCUUAUCUUCAACUGAAGUCAAAUGAAUGCUAAUGAAGGUUGAUCAUUUUGAUCGCCUUCCAGAUGCGCUUCUCCUCUUCAUAUUGAACAAUUCGCUUGAUGCUAAGACCUUAAUCCGAUGUCUCUUGGUUUCCAAGCGCUUUGCUUCUCUCAUACGUCAAAUAGACACCAUAUUCGUUACUCUUCCUCCUCAUUUCCGGAACAAGAAAAGGAGGCGUGGCUUGUCCAGAAAGGUUUUCAAGAUUCUGGCCAGAAAGUUAAUCAUCAAACCUUUGCAAGUCCUUCACAAUAUCAUGACUUGUACACAUGCCGUAAACUCCAACUCUGACCAUUUCUUGUACUAUUCACCUAAUGAAAUUUUGAAAAACUUCAAUGGGUUAAAAUCUUUGCAUUUGGAGCUUCCUUCCUUAGGGAGUGAGAUUGAAUUUAACGGUGGAAGUUCAUUGCUCAAGUGGAAAGCUGAAUUUGGUGAAGAGCUCAAAAGCUGCGCAAUCCUUAGCUCAAAAUGUUUUCGUAGGGAAAACCUUUCAUCAUCAAGUUAUACCUAUGUAAAUGAACGUGAAGAGGAAGAAGAAGAACUCCAAUCAUUUCUAGCUGAGGAUGAGCUAAAGUUACAAAUAGUAUGGACAAUAUCUUGCUUAGUAUCUGCAUCAGUGAGGCAUCACUUGUUGAAACAAAUUGUACCCAACUUUCCUAUGCUUCAAAGUUUAGUUAUUACGGAUGCAGGGAAGAGAGGGAAGCUUUGCAUGGGGAAAGAACAACUUGUUGAGCUUAGAAACAGUAUGAACUCGCCAAGGACAUUAGAGUCUUCGUUGGAGAGGACUCCAAUACCAAAGUUGUGCAUGAAGCUUUGGUAUGUGCCUGUAAUGGAGUUACCAGCAUUGGGGUAUGCCAUGAAGGAAGUGGCACUUGUGUUGAUCAAGCCUGUCAGUGAGGUAAUUGGAAAGGAAGUAUGUGAUGGCGAUUUGUUGGUGGGAGAUGAUUUGUUGGUAGGUGAUGAUUUUGAUGGAGAGGAGGAAGAGAAGGUAGUUUUUGGUGAAGCUGUGAGAGAGAUAAUCAAGAAGAAGAUAAUGUAUGUAAUGGAAAUGAGUUCCUUUUGAGGUGUAGACUUGCAUAUUUAUUUUGUUGGAAAAUUAUUAGUUUAUAUGAACGAUACAAUGUAAAGUGUACAUUGGUAAAAGGCUUGUACACUUUCUCUCAAAGUGGCAAAUAUUAUUGAAAGAAUCCUUUUGUCUACAAUGUAGACUUUACAUUGUAGUGUUCAUGUAAGCUAAUAAUUGUAUUUAUUUGUUUUUG
Quercus lobata is the source of this 1514-nucleotide messenger RNA. RefSeq names its product F-box protein At4g18380-like. The coding region runs from base 245 to 1318 and encodes 357 amino acids. Gene Ontology annotation, molecular function: protein binding. The transcript has a single exon. Lineage: Eukaryota; Viridiplantae; Streptophyta; Magnoliopsida; Fagales; Fagaceae. The record is from RefSeq and is a predicted model, not a curated record.